Messenger RNA from Postia placenta MAD-698-R-SB12, 1149 nucleotides. RefSeq lists its product as hypothetical. Bases 1 to 1149 code for a protein of 382 amino acids. The transcript has a single exon. The record is from RefSeq and is a predicted model, not a curated record. Lineage: Eukaryota; Fungi; Basidiomycota; Agaricomycetes; Polyporales; Adustoporiaceae. Gene Ontology annotation, molecular function: endonuclease activity.
AUGGUAACAAGUCAUAAGAUGAUUGAAAAUGAAAUGGGUUAUCGCGGAUCUAAGUCAGAAUUAAAUUCUGUAAAAGAGCAACGAGUAGACGGUAGUUGGAGCAUUAAAGCCAUUUCCAAUAAAAAAAUGCUCUUAAGGUGUACUCUAAUGGGUUUCGAAAGAAAUUAUCCAGUCAAAAUCUCUUCUAAACAAUUAAAUAAAUCUUUUUCUACGGUAUCCGCAAUUGCGGAAAGUGGGGUAAAAACUUUAAAUCCUUGGUUUGUUUCAGGAUUUGCCGACGCUGAAUCUAGCUUUAGUACUUCCAUAUAUAAAAACAAUAAAUUAACAACCGGUUAUCGUGUAAAAUCUUCUUUUUCAAUUGGUUUAAAUCAACGAGAUAGUUUUAUAUUAUAUCAGGUACAAGAAUUUUUUGGUGGUAUAGGUACAAUUCGUUUAGAUAAAACAGCUAAUGCGGUAAAGUAUUCAGUAGAUAAUCUUAAAGAUUUAAGAAAUAUUAUUAUACCUCAUUUUAAAAAAUAUCCACUUAUUACACAAAAGGCAGCUGAUUUUAUAUUAUUUGAACAAAUAGUUGAACUAAUGCACGAAGGUGCACAUAUUACUAUUGACGGUUUACAACAAAUAAUUAAUAUUAAAGCAUCAAUGAAUUUAGGUAUUUCUGAAACUAUCAAAUCAGAGUUUAAUCAAACUAAACCAGUAAAAAGAACAAUUAUUCAAACUACUAAUAUACCUAAUCCAAAUUGGAUUACGGGUUUCGUUAGCGGUGAAGGUAAUUUUGAUGCUGGUAUUAGAAAAUCAACGAAUAUAGUAGGUUCUCGAGUAUAUUUAAGAUUUAGACUAACACAACACACAAGAGAUACCCAAUUAAUGGAGUUAAUAAUAAAAUAUUUAGGUGUAGGGAGACUUGAAAAAGAUUCAAGAAACCGUGUUGUAACUAUAGUAGUAGGUAAUUUUUCAAACUUAACUGAAAUAAUUAUACCUUUCUUUAACCAAUACCCUAUUCUAGGUGUUAAACACUUAGAUUAUCAAGAUUGGUGUAAAAUUGCUAAUUUAAUAAGUCAAGGUUCACAUCUUACAAUUGAAGGAUUUGAAGAAAUUCGGGUAAUUGAAGCUAGAAUUAACCAAGGUAGAAAAAAUAAAAAGAUUAUAUAA